CUCAUGGCAAUGGAUUAUUGGCUGUCCAGAUUCAUUAUUGAAUGCAGGAGAAAAAAUGGAAAACCAUAUCCUCCAAGUACUUUGUAUAAUACAUCAGCAUCCAUUCAAAGAGAGUUAUGGGAAGUUUACGGAAGAACGGAUGUAAACAUUUUGGACAAAAAAGAUGCACACUUCUCAGAAUUCAGGAAGCAGCUGGACAGUAGGAUGAAAGAACUCACGAAUGAAGGUAUUGGCAUUCACAAAGACCGUGCCGAUCCUGUGUCGGAGGAUGAUGAGAUACAGCUUUGGGAGAAGGGAGUCAUCGGUCACAGCGAUGCACAGGCUUUAUGUUACGGUGUUUUCUUUUACAACUGUAAAGUUUUUGGUUUUCGUGGUGGCGAUGAACACAGGAAUCUUGAUGUUAACCAGUAUAGUAUUACUAUGGAGUCUGGAUGCAAGGUUCUCACUUUCAUGGGUAGGAAUUCAAAAAAUGUGCAAGGCGGCUUAAAUCAAAGAAAAGUUAAACCUAAAAAGAUAAAGCAAUUUGAAAGUCCUGAAAAUCCCAGAUGUGUGGUAAAAUUAUUUGAAAAGUACCUUCAGAGUAUCCCACCAACAGGCCCAUUCUACAGAAAACGGUUGCCGAAUAAUGUUGGCGGGGCCUUUAAUUUUCUAAACAAAACAUUGGAAUAAAUACACUUGGAAAAUAUAUGAAAUCCAUGUUUUCUGAUGCACUGAUUGACUGUUCAGGCAGAAACAUAAGAAAUCACUCCGGAAAAGUAACCCUUUGCAUGCGUAUGUACGAACAAAACUAUGACGAACAAGCUAUCAUGGACAGAAGCGGGCAUCGUAGUACAGCUGUGAGAAGUUACAAACGUCCAUCUGAAACCAUGCUGCAGCGUGUCAGUGAUUCUCUUCAACCACCAACUGUACAUCCUCAGUCCGACAAGAAAUUAAAGACGGAGACGGUUUUACCUUCAAAUGAGGAAUUUUUCCCACAAAAUUCUAUUGAAAUAUCAGUGCCAGAAACAAUCACAACAGUUGUAAUAAAUAAAUGUGGCAGAAAAAUUUCCAUUAAUUUGUAACUUCAAUGAAAUAAACAUAUACCUUAAAGAUGUUUUUCAUAAUUAUUUCUAGCGGACAGAUUUUUUUGUAACUUUGCAUAUUUAUAGAUUGAUGUAUGACAAGUUAAAAUAAAAAAUAAAAAUAAUAGGUACCCGUGCUUCUUUUUUCAAUAUUCAAAGUUUAUUAAGAACACCAAAUCGGUAUUUUUGUCUGAAGAAACAGUUCAUACAUGUCAUAAUAAAACUACUGCAAACAAUUAUUUAUUCGAAGUUUCACUCUGAUGUUACUGUUUAUGCAUCCGAAUUAAUAACACCACUUUAACUAUACAUAAAAUGUCAACAUAUAGAUAUAUUAACUCAGAAAAAUUACUCUUGACAGAUGUCGAAAGUAUCUGAAACUGAGAAAAUCACGAAGUAUUUCUUAAUGAUUUGAAAAAUCUAGCGGACAGAAUUUUUCCAAAUUUUAUAUUAUGUAAGCUAGAACUAAGACAAAAAAAUCCAAACCAAAAAAAUAUAUCAACCCUUGCUUGUUUUCAAGAAAAAUUAAAAAAUAUUCACUCCACCCACAAAAGUAUUUUUUCAUUACCCCACCCACCCAAAAAAAUAUGAACAUUUUUUUUUCUUACAAAACAAAUUGCACAAUGUUAUUAUCAGUUCCUUAACCAAUAUUCUUACCCACAUGCGGAAUAAUGCUCCUUUAAGGUUGCAUGCCUCUAGGUCAAAUACUUUUUGAGAUACUUGCUACACAAGCUUUCACAUCCCAUUUAUGUAUAUAU
This is a messenger RNA of Mercenaria mercenaria, 1816 nucleotides long. RefSeq lists its product as uncharacterized. The transcript has 2 exons. Bases 4 to 669 code for a protein of 221 amino acids. Lineage: Eukaryota; Metazoa; Mollusca; Bivalvia; Venerida; Veneridae. The record is from RefSeq and is a predicted model, not a curated record.